Molecule: messenger RNA, 510 nt
Organism: [Torrubiella] hemipterigena
Lineage: Eukaryota; Fungi; Ascomycota; Sordariomycetes; Hypocreales; Clavicipitaceae
Source: the annotation of a GenBank genome assembly
AUGCUUCAAUUUCGAGUUGCUACCAUAGAUGACCUCUCUACCGUCCACAAUCUCGUCGAGACGUCUUUUCGGAGCGCUGAUCCCCGGCCAAACUGGACAGCUGAGCAAUACUUGAACGAUUCUUUUUCUUUACCCAUUGAGGUUGUGGAAGCCACCAUUACUUCGGAGAACGGCGCGUAUCUGGUCGCUUCCCUUCCAUCCGACCCCGACACCGUCAUUGCCACCGUUGCGGUCCGUCAUGCGACACCUGGACUAUCAAAGCUCGGGUUUCUGGCCGUGUCUCCUAGCGCUCAACGAGGUGGUCUAGGUCGCAAGGUAGUUGCUGAAGCAGAGGCCUAUAGCAAAAGGACUUGGGGUGUGACAACGAUGCAGCUGAAUGCGUUGUCCACUCGUCAUGUUCUGAUGGAUUGGUACGGCAGACAAGGUUAUGUCAAAACCGGCGAAACCGAGACCAAGGAUUUUGACGAUGGCACUCAUCUCGAUCUCAUCAUGAUGGAGAAGCCCGUUUAA